Messenger RNA from Cylicocyclus nassatus, 765 nucleotides. The record is from the annotation of a GenBank genome assembly. Lineage: Eukaryota; Metazoa; Nematoda; Chromadorea; Rhabditida; Strongylidae.
AUGCAAUCUAGGUUUGAUGCCCGCCAACAAUGGCCAAAGUGCAAGUCUAUCGGCUACAUUCGCGACCAGUCAAAGUGUAAUUCGUCUUGGGCUAUCUCUGCUGCAUCAGCGAUGGGUGAUCGACUGUGUAUUAUAGCGAAUGGAAGUAUAAAUGUACAUAUCUCCGAUACAGAUAUUUUCACAUGUUGUGGAGAAAAGUGUGGAGAUGGAUGUAAUGGUGGAAAUCCUAUCGAAGCAUGGAAUUUCGUUAUCGAGCAUGGAGCUGUCACAGGAGGACGUUAUUUUGAAAUAGAAACAUGCAGACCGUAUCCUUUUCAUCCAUGCGGUAAAGUGGGGCAAAUUGAUUAUGGACAAUGUCCCGAAGAGGGGUAUGAAACUCCAAAAUGCCGCAAAAGCUGUGUACAGAACUACUUGGUUGACUACCUAAAGGACAAACAUCACGGACUCUCCGCAUAUACUGUUGAUAAGGAUGAAAAAGAAAUUAGAAGGGAAAUAAUGGCGAAUGGGCCUGUUCAAGCUACAUUUCUUGUGUACUCGGAUUUCAAAAACUACACAAGUGGAAUAUAUAGGCAUGUGCGUGGCGAACUGGAAGGAAGUCAGUCCGUCAAAAUCAUAGGCUGGGGAUCCGAAGAUGGAACUGAUUUUUGGCUUCUUGCCAACUCUCGGGGAGAAACAUGGGGAGAAAAAGGCUAUUUUCGCAUGGUUCGAGGUGGCAAUGCAUGCGGCUUAGAAGAGCAUGUUGUCGCAGGACAAAUGAAAGACUGA